CCGUUUGCCCCGUGAGGACCAAAAUGCAAGAGCAGGCGACGAGUUCGCUCGCGGCGAGUUCGCUGCCGUCGAGUAGCGAGAAAUCUUCGAGCUCUGCUUUCCAUCUCGGAGUCAUAGAAGAGAUGGAGAGCGACGACGAGAUAAGGAGAGUGCCAGAAAUGGUCAGCGAAGGGGCUGGUCCGUCCAUCUCAGGCAGGGGCGCUAGUUCAGUGGGAGGAGGAGGAGGAGGGUAUCAGGACAAGGCUCAGGCUUCAGCAGCAGAAGUGGCUCAGCGGAAGAGAGGGAGAAGCCCUGCUGACAAAGAGAACAAGAGAUUAAAAAGGUUGCUGAGGAACAGGGUUUCAGCACAACAGGCCAGGGAGAGGAAGAAGGCAUACUUGACUGACUUGGAGGAGAGGGUGAAGGGAUUGGAGAAAAAGAACUCUGAGCUGGAAGAGAGGCUCUCCACGUUGCAAAAUGAGAACCAGAUGCUCAGACAUAUACUGAAGAACACAACCGUGGGCAGGAGAGCAGGAAAUAGUAGCACUGUUGAUGCGUCUGGAUAAGAGAGAGAGAGAGAGCUGCUUCUUUGGGUUUUCAU
Messenger RNA from Telopea speciosissima, 580 nucleotides. Its product is annotated as transcription factor HY5. The record is from RefSeq and is a predicted model, not a curated record. NCBI's taxonomy places the organism in Eukaryota, Viridiplantae, Streptophyta, Magnoliopsida, Proteales, Proteaceae. The transcript has 5 exons. Bases 24 to 545 code for a protein of 173 amino acids. Gene Ontology annotation, biological process: regulation of photomorphogenesis; response to far red light; red or far-red light signaling pathway. Gene Ontology annotation, cellular component: nucleus. Gene Ontology annotation, molecular function: DNA-binding transcription factor activity, RNA polymerase II-specific.